Molecule: messenger RNA, 2000 nt
Organism: Carya illinoinensis
Lineage: Eukaryota; Viridiplantae; Streptophyta; Magnoliopsida; Fagales; Juglandaceae
Exons: 2
Coding region: 21-428 (135 amino acids)
Source: RefSeq, a predicted model, not a curated record
GUUCUGAGCUGGUACGAGCAAUGGUGUGUUCGUCAGCGAUGGCAAAUAAUUGUAGUAGCGGCUCUGGCUCUGGCUCUAGCGCUAGGCUUCGGGUUCUUCUCCUUUUUAUCUUUUUUCUCCUCCAUACUCUUCACGGAUCGUCCGCACCCCUACUCCAUGGCCACAGUGGAUCCCCAACUCGUAGCCUAUUAGGCACCGCUCGGUCUCAGAUCCCCGACUGCACCCAGUUGGUCUCCGACGCUUUGUGCUCGCAGAACCCAAAGUGCCGUUGGUGCCGAAGCGAAUCCAUCGACGACACCUGUUUUACCCGACUCGAGGCUUUGCGCUUGCCCAGACAGAUAAGCUCAUUGUCCUCGGAUGGCACUGGCAGCGACAAGGAGGGAAGUUUCUCGAAUUUGAAAUGCAUGGAACAAGAGGCAAGUGAAUGAAGAAAACAGAAUAUAUAAUAAUCAGACUGAGAGACGUGCAUCACUCGAGAAAUAUGCAAGUUAAAUAUACUCACUGUCAUUUCAUCUCAAUCUCACAUUCUACAUGAACAGGUAAAUCAGUGGGCCUUCUUCAACUUACAUAGAGGUGAAUGAAUCAUACAGAAAAUUAUUUAUACUUAAGAUAAAUAUAUCUUUAUCUUAAGGAAAAACCACCCCCCCAAAAAAAAGAAUAAAACUCAGAAGAAAUUAUAUAAAUUUUCUACCAUCAAAAUUUAAAUAGUACAGUGUAUGAAUAGCCGUCACGUAAUGCUUCACAGCAUCCCUCAUAUCCUCAAAGACAUCAGAGCCCUCAAAGAACUCUGUCAACUUCCCCAACUCCGUGUCCCCAAGAUCGUCCGUAAAGGGUCGAAUCGGAAUCGCAUUCUCCGGCUGAAACACGUAAGCAUUCGGGUUGUCGUCCACGAUCACCACCCGGCUCAGGUCCCUCCCUAACCCCAAUAAGUCCUUUACGAACUUCCCGUCCACCUGCUUGCACGAAUCCCAAUCCCGGUACAGCCGGUGGGAGAUCACUGCGUCUUGGUCGAGUCGGUCGAGCACGAGUGACGCGUACUCUCUCAACCCGGCCGUGAAUAUAACGACCUCGAAUCUCUUCCCCAGCGCCGCCAGUAGUUCGUCGACGCCCGGGCGCUUCAGUACGUAAAAGUUCACGACUUCGCCGUCGAUCCUGGGACUCACCAUGAAGUCGAACCGGUCCGGUGCUGGGUCGGUUUUGGAGUGGAUGAGGGUCUCGUCCAGGUCGAGAAACACCGUCCUUUUCGGCGAUAACAAUAGUGGGAGGUGCGUUGGGUUGUCGUUGUCGAACACGAGCGAUUUGCAGACAGUGUUUUCGGGUUGGGGAAUUUUCGUGAGGAUCUUGUAGCCCUUGUGGGACCGGUUCGGGGUGCUGAUGCGGGCCAACUUGGAGAAGAGCUGGAUGAGGCGGCGGUGGCAGGUUAAGAGAGACUUGUUGAUGGAUGCGAUGACGGAGGAUGAGGCUGCAACGGCGCCGUUCUUAGCGGGGGAUUUACGACGGUGGCGGCGGCGCUUCUGGCUGCUGCUACGGCAGUCUUUGAUGGACUUUGUUGGAGUUCUCUUGGAGAUCUUGGACACCAUUUCUGCGCUAUUCGGAGACACAGAGAGAGAGAGAGAGAGAGAGAGAGAGAGAGAGAGAGGGUGGUGGUUCUUACGAGUAGCGAAAAUUUGGGGUUGGGAGAGGAUUUAAAUUUGGGCUGGGUGCAACGGUCAUGAGUGUUGGUUCGGAACCGAAGCUAGUGGUUGUGCACUGGCGAUUGUGCUGGUUUGCUUGUUUUAGUGCUGGCUACGUGCCAUUUAUCCUCGUUAAUGUUCUUUAAUUAGAGAGAGAGAGAGAGAUGUUACUUCUCUUCCUAAUUUCUAUAACUAAGAUCGGUAUUACCUUAGUGAUGAAAAAGUCGCGUCAAUAACAUUACAGCUAUGUGCAUUAUUUUCCGUUUGUAUGGUCAGUCAAUCAUUUGACAUCACAUUUAUCAUCUCAAUAUGGAUUUGGAUUUUCAA